UGUUUUUCAGGAAAACUACAAUGUUGAAGCAUUUUGUUGGGACAGCGAAAGAGCAGUUUUUUUAUCACAAUACUUUACUUUGUCUGGUAAAAGCACUUGAGGGGCAAAACAUAACAGUAGAUUUGCGACAUGACAGCCAUGUCUGUGGAGAGGUCAUCUUAGUUGAUGGGUACAUGAACAUUUCUUUUGGAACAGCAGUUUUCGUUGACUCUAAAGGCAAUGAGUUCGUCUACGAUAAUCUGUUCAUACAGGGACGCAAUAUCAGAUACGUCCACAUUCCCGAAAAUAUGGCGGCAAGGGAUACUAUUAAAACGGAAUUAUUAAAAGUUGCCCCAAAACCUAGAAAUCAAAAUGAGCAAGUACGAAAAUCUAGAAAAGCCAAGAAAGCGCUCAAGCUUCACAUGGAAACCGUGGCCAGACUGCAAGACACUAAGGACUGCUGAUCAGUCAUCUUUAGAUAG
This is a messenger RNA of Cydia amplana, 461 nucleotides long. RefSeq names its product U7 snRNA-associated Sm-like protein LSm10 (gene Lsm10). Gene Ontology annotation, molecular function: histone pre-mRNA DCP binding; U7 snRNA binding. Lineage: Eukaryota; Metazoa; Arthropoda; Insecta; Lepidoptera; Tortricidae. Gene Ontology annotation, cellular component: cytoplasmic U snRNP body; nuclear body. Bases 21 to 443 code for a protein of 140 amino acids. The transcript is spliced from 3 exons. The record is from RefSeq and is a predicted model, not a curated record. Gene Ontology annotation, biological process: mRNA 3'-end processing by stem-loop binding and cleavage.